UUUUGCUUCACAAGUAUUAUUUAAUUGAUUUUUUAAAGGAAUAUUUUUUUCUUCAAUCUCCUGAGGGAAUUUUACCCAUGAUUCCACAGUUUUACCCAGGAUACACUUCUGCAAAGCCCCUCCUAUCUCCUCACUCCUGGGUUUGAGACUACAGGGAGAAGGAGCCAUUUUACAGUCAGCUCUGUGGAAUCGUUUUUUUAGGAAAAUCCCUGCGUUUUAAAACACAUUCCUAUUUUUGUACUGACUACAAUGAUGGAGCCUUUUUCUGACCAGAUUGUGUUGUUCAUGCUGGCUGCAAGUAUGAUGGAGGAAGAAAGUGCUGAUGAACAUCAGGAUCCAGGUCAGCAAAUGUCUGCAUUGGGUGAGCCAGUAUUGCGGGUUUCAUUUCCACGUCCACGCCAGUAUCGCACUAGGCGUGAACUGGAGGAUCUCAGCGAGUUCGAGGUGAUACAAAAUUAUCGCUUAUCGACUCGCGACAUAUAUUCGCUGUACGCUCUGUUGGAGGCCGACUUGGAACCUCGGGCACGGUCAAAUCGUGCAAUCAGCGGUUUUCAGAAACUGCUGGGGACGUUACAUUUUUUGGCGUCAGGCACAUUCCAGCCUACACUGUCUCAAACAUGCGGUUUUUCUCAGUCGACACUGUCGCGCUGUAUAACCCAAGUCAUUAGGGCUUUCUGCAAAUUGACGAUCCAGUACAUCACAUUUCCAGAGACGGACAGCGAAUGUCGUGAGAUCAAAUUAGGCUUUUUCAACAAAUACAAAUUUCCCAAUGUGCUGGGCGCGAUUGACUGUACCCACGUGCAGAUCAGACCGCCACGGAAUUCAGAGGAAUGUUUUCGGAACCGAAAACAGUUCCAUUCCCUGAACGUGCAGGCGGUCUGUGAUGUAAACAUGAGAUUUUUGAACAUUUUUGUGGGAUUUCCUGGAUCAUCUCACGACUCCUUCAUCCUAAGCCAGUCAUCGCUGUUUGACAAGUUCGAAACAGGAAACAUGCCUGGUGGCUGGCUGUUAGGCGAUGCGGGUUAUCCAAACAAACCGUGGCUGUUGACCCCAUUGUCUAAUCCUGUUGGUAGAGCAGAAAAACGUUACCAAGAGACACACAUUGCAUCGAGGGGAGUAAUUGAGCGUGCCUUCGGUGUACUUAAAAGCCGGUUUCGAUGUUUAGACACUUCCGGCGGUGCUCUUUUGUACUCACCGUCGAAGGUUUGCGGCAUGGUAAAUGCAUGUUGUAUUUUACACAACAUAUGUGUCGCAAACCGUUUGCCGGUGACUCUUCGUCGUAGUGCUUUCCUACGCGGGAACCGGUCUUCUGCUCUACCGGUGGGUAUGGGCGAAGGAGAGGAUUCCCGGCGGACAGUGAUACAAAAUUUUUUUGCAGUUACCUAGUUUUACAUCCUGUUGAUGUGUAUCCCCAGGCCGUGUUUAUACAGUUUGUUCCCCCCUGUUUUAUCCUGUUUGGUUACCGCAAAUAUUUGACCCUUUUAUCCAACUCUACCAUGGGCGACCUAAUGGUGAUGUGGACCUGACCCUCCGCCAUGUAGCAGACAACCCCCUCAGGUCCUGCGGUGUAUCUUCCCAAGUGGCGUGGAUGUGAGGAGACACGCCAUUUCACCCGAUGUUCCAUGGGCGACCUAAUGGUGAUGUGGACCUGACCCUCCGCCAUGUAGCAGACAACCACCUCAGGUGAGAUGCAUUGACCAACAAGACUCCCUUGUCCAAAAUCACCCCGAAAUGUCCAAAGUGCAGCACUCCGGCAUUUGCAAGACUGCACAUCCAAACAUUCCCUCCUGAUACACCAAUGCUGGUCAGGGAAUGUUUGGAUGUGUAGUGAUGCAAGUGCAGGAGGGUUGCAUUUGGGCCGCUGCAACCCGCUUGUGUUGUGUGGACUGUUGUAUGUACCUCUUUUUCCAGCCCCAGGGUGACACUAUCACCCAUAUCUGGAAGCUCAAACUGUUCUCUUCCACAGGUCCUGCGAUGUAUCUUCCCAAGUGGCGUGGAUGUGAAGAGACACGCCAUUUCACCCGAUGUUCCAUGGGCGACCUACUGGUGAUGUGGACCUGAACCUCCGCCAUGUAGCAGACAACCCCCUCAGGUGAGAUGGAUUGCCCAGAACUCCCUUUGUCCAAAAUCACCCCGGCAUGUCCAAAGUGCAGCCCUCCGGCACUUGCGUCACUACACAUCCAAACA
Pseudophryne corroboree (corroboree frog) is the source of this 2187-nucleotide messenger RNA. Its product is annotated as putative nuclease HARBI1. Bases 250 to 1386 code for a protein of 378 amino acids. The transcript has 4 exons. The record is from RefSeq and is a predicted model, not a curated record. NCBI's taxonomy places the organism in Eukaryota, Metazoa, Chordata, Amphibia, Anura, Myobatrachidae.